UGCCACGUAUUCGUGUGGCACAUACAUACAACUGUUCGAAAGAAAUUUAUCGACACGUACUGGCAAACGCACAUACCCGAGUCUCAAAUUUCACUCUUCUCGCCUGAGAGAAAUGCGCCAAACACUUCAAAACUCGCCGUUACUGAGCAUCUCAAGUUAUUUGAAAAGUUGCACUUCUGAAAGUGUUUUUCAGCUUUAGAUUGACUCUGUGUUGCAGGAAAUGAAAAAGAAUAAAGAAAGGGAAGAACCAACCAUCGCGUCUGCGCACUCUAGCGGCCGUAGGGGAACGAAGACGACGACGCUGAGGACUACUUGCGGCCCGAGCCGCGAGCCUGCUGUGGUGGAGCCUUUUCGUUUGCGACUCGUACAUCUGGGUUGUGCGCUUUUUGUUGUUCUCACGGUCGUCUCCCCAUUAGGUUGUGCGACCUGUGUACCAUACGGAAGGAACCCGCAUCGCGAGCCACCACCUCUGGUCAUGGGCCGACCUCGGUCCACCCGGAGAGUCUCAUGAUCGCCCACAACAGGGGGCUGGGCUCCGGACAAGCAGCUUUUUCUCGGGGUCCGGAAUAGAUACGAAGUGUUUGUGCAGGUCAAACCUGCAAGAUGAUGUCCGACGAGCUGAACGUGAUCAACGACGAAGACAAAGGCCGCAAUGUUACCAAGAAUAAGAUGUACGUGACGGCGGGCGCCGUUGGUGCGUGCGUUGUGGUGCUGAUGCUCCUGUCGGUCGCCUCGAUCGGGACCAAGAGGUCAAGCGACGAAAUGGGAUUCGCCAACCGACAGAUCAACGUCGCCGGCAUGUGCAGAUCUCAGGCCUGCAACCAACUCAGUUCAAGGCUAAACGAGAGCAUAAGCCCCAAGGAAGCUCCUUGUCAGAACUUCUAUCGCUUUGUCUGUUCUGGGAAACAGAACAAAAUCGUAGCACAGAGGCAGACGGCUUUGGCAGAGGGAAGUGUUGGAGCAUCCUGGGUCGCCGAAACGCUAAAAGAGUCUUUUCGUAAAGUGGAAUCGAACCCAAAGAUUCCAGUCCGGUCCCAGACGGACGCGCAAAAGUUUUUGACCUUCUAUCUAUCUUGCUACCACAGCCUGGCUCCGGGGUCCAGGAAUGUUCGAAGUCUCAAGCACUACAUGCACAUGUUCAACUUCAGCUGGCCGAAAGUAAAAAUCAACGAAAUGAACUCAUUCGACCUUUUAGUUCGCAUGGAGCUAGACUUUAAUAUUGGGUCCUUCUUCAGGUUUGGAAUCUCUUUAAAGAGGCAGAACGCCUGGGAUUUCACACUUAAGCCGCCCAAAAUAUCGAAGUUUAUGUUUGCGCCCACGAGGAAAGAAAACUAUAAGAAGUACUUGGAGAAGGUCGUCCGAACCAUGGGUGGCGGCCUGAAGCACGGUAGCAUAGUGGAUGCGAUAGCCAAAUUCGAAGAGGAGCUUUUCGAGCUGGCUGUCAUGGAAAAGAAACAACGAGUGCAUCUACGGAACUUGUCCCUGCUGACGCCGACGAUCAGUCCCGAGAUGUGGAUGGAAACGUUCAGCAAAUACUUCGUGCUGUCCAAGUUUCUGGACAACCACACUAUGGUCAUCACCAGCCCAGAGUACUUCAGGAAACUCUUCAACUCACUUUCCAAGAAAGAAGGCGCUCUAUAUUUGGGGUGGAGGAUCUUCCGAUUUGGCAGCUGCUUCACAAACGAGUUCAGAGCACUUGAGGAAAGCAUGGAGAUGAACGUGGACUCAUGUAGCCAUCCCGUGAGCGAUGCCCGGGACUACUGCAGGGAGUACGCAUCGAAGAUAAUGCUGCCCCAGAUGAUAGCAUUUGCGACAGAAUCGCUGACGAGCAAGGACGAGGUGCGGUCAGUGGUCGAAAUCACGGACAACGUGAAAAGGGAAAUCUUGAAGGGCCUCAGUUUGAACCCAUGGCUGGACAACAGCACCAAGCUUACGGCCACGCAGAAAGUUCAGAACAGUCGCCUCGUUCUGCCAGAGAUCGGAUUCCGAGCGGAAAAUACCAGCGCGUCUGGAUUUCCCGACUUGGGAGCGGACUUCUUGGAAAACUGGGUGCGAGUCGUCCCGCGAGCCGGCUUUCCGGCCAGGGAGUACGAAAUCGAAGAAUCCAUGCGGAGGCUCUACGACGACCACGUGAAGUACGACGUCUACACGAACGAGCUGCAUCUACCCAUCGCUAGCACCAAGGGACCACUGUACUCUGCCGACCUUCCAGUGGCCACGAUCUACGCUGUGCUCGGAAGAGUCAUAGCGCACGAGCUUCUUCACGGACUCGACGCCCAAGGGCGCGAUAUCAACAACGGCCAGGCGCAAACAUGGUGGAGCGAAGACUUUGCUGACGCGUACAACGCCAAAGCGGCCUGCUACGUCAACCUGUACGAAAACGUCGGCAACUACACCAACAACACGAUCCAGGAGGACAUCAUCGACAAUGCAGCAGUGAGGUACGCGUACGCGGCUUUCAAGACAGCUCUACCUUCGGACAAAGUGGCCAACGUACUUGGUGGUUUGAGCACCUUCAGUCCGGACCAGACGUUCUUCAUUACGUACUGCCACAACUUCUGCGAGAAGACGACUGACCACCCCGAAGCACAUGGUGGCUGGACAAAGUACUCCGACGGCCACAACCGCUGCAACGUGCCGCUGAUGAACAUGGAAGAGUUCGCGCACGCAUUCUCGUGCACGGUGCUAGACCCGAUGAAUCCUGCCAAGAAAUGCUACCUUUGGUGAAACCGUGUCCAUGCAGUACACAACGAAACAGCAGGCGCGCUUUCGUUCCAUCGGGCAUCUGCAGUGCGUUGAACGAAGUGUGAUUUUAAAGUUAGUCAGGACCGUUUGGAAAUAAAGGGCAUGUCUUUA
This is a messenger RNA of Dermacentor silvarum, 2856 nucleotides long. Its product is annotated as endothelin-converting enzyme 1-like. Gene Ontology annotation, biological process: protein processing. NCBI's taxonomy places the organism in Eukaryota, Metazoa, Arthropoda, Arachnida, Ixodida, Ixodidae. The transcript has 3 exons. The coding region runs from base 604 to 2727 and encodes 707 amino acids. Gene Ontology annotation, molecular function: metalloendopeptidase activity. The record is from RefSeq and is a predicted model, not a curated record. Gene Ontology annotation, cellular component: plasma membrane.